AUGGGGUGGUGGGCUCACCCUCCCCCCUGGUUCCCUCCCCUGGACUGGCUUCAAUUGCUAGACCCUAGAGGCUUGGGGUUAGAGAGAGCUAGGCCCUACCAAUCAGCCUCCUCUCGAGUUGUCUGUCAACUGGAGAGAGCCGAUCCAUCGCGGACGGGGCCCGAAUGCAGGUGCAGUGGUGCCUUGACUAUAUCUACGUUGGCAGCCCCCAACCCUCUCGCUGGGUCUUGGAAGAGCUUGCUACUCGACAACGACAACCUUGAAAAGAAACAUCUCAGACCCUGCGAGACUUCGACUCACCUCAAGCCUCACUCCGUUUCUGGAAUGCGAAGUGCAGCCCGUCCUCACCUUGGCCACUACAACUCUCGUCUUCACCUUAACAACAUUCAAACCUCUAUUUUCCGCCUUUCUUCCACAGACAUCAUGGCAGCCUUGACAGAACCAUCAUUCGCCAUGUUCCCUCAUCACUCCGACGCCGAGGACUUUGCCCGAUAUACGGAUUCCAACGUCAUCUUCACUUCAGGACCCAUGGACGUGAGCAUCCCUGCCGAUGCCUUCGGCUUCCAACAGCAGAGCGGCAGCCAAGAUACAUUCGCUUCAUCAAUGGGCUUUGUCGAACCCUCAUUGUACGCCGAGGCCCCCAACUACAUGCUCAACAGCCGCGCAUCACCAAGCAUGUACACAGAUGAGUCUUCAGACAUGAGACUCCCUUCAUCAAGCCUUUCCACAGCCUCGGCAGCGUCAACAACGUCUUCGGCAAUUGGAUCUCCCCAAUCAAACCAUGGCCAAAUGGGUGCAAUGCCCGAGUGGGCUCCCCAAGGCCUCGGACUCCAGCCUACAAUUGUAGGCAGUGACUACAUCGGAUCCGAUUUUGCGUCGUUUCCUAGCUCCGGAAUGGAUGAGCUCAGCUUCGAUUUCCCGGCAGCAAAGGCUUUUGUUGACCCAUCUCUGAUUCAUCCAGAGCUUACUCGCCCUCCUAUGGGGAUCCCUCCCUAUGACAGUCACUUCCAGCAGACCAAUGCCAAUCCUAAUCACACAUAUCCCACUUCUCCUUCUGCCUCUUCCUCUUCGCCUCAACCUCACAUGAUGAGGACCAAUAGCUCUUCACCUUUUCUCCAAACCACAAACUUUCAAUCCACUUUUCCCAACAGCCCUUACGGUGCACCAAUGGAUAAUCACAGUCAAACUCAAAACCACAACCAUAUCCGUGCCCCAAGCGUCACCCAAUUCGUCCCACCUACACCGGGCGAGUAUAGCAGUGACGAGUCCAAGGAGAAGCAGAGAUGCACCUAUCCCGACUGCGGCAAGACCUUCAAGGACCUGAAGGCUCACAUGCUCACUCACCAGACUGAGCGUCCUGAAAAGUGCCCCAUCCAGACCUGCGAGUACCACACCAAGGGUUUUGCUCGCAAGUAUGACAAGAACCGUCACACCCUCACACACUACAAAGGCACAAUGGUCUGCGGCUUCUGCCCAGGCUCCGGCUCGGCUGCGGAGAAGUCCUUUAACCGUGCCGAUGUCUUCAAGCGCCACUUGACUGCAGUUCAUGGUGUUGAGCAGACUCCACCCAACAGCCGAAAGAAGUCUUCUGCAGGUGCCAACUCGAACAAGAAGCUGACUGGCUAUGCUCCUGAUGCCACUGGCAAGUGUAGCACUUGCUCACAGACCUUCUCCAACGCUCAGGACUUUUACGAGCAUCUUGACGACUGUGUGCUGCGCAUUGUCCAGCAAGAGGACCCUGCCGAGGCCAUCAACGCUAAGCGCCUGGCUGAGGUUGAGAACGAUAAGGACGUUCACCAGACUCUGGAGAAGAACAACCUCCCCACUACCACCGACACUGUGAUGGCAAACCAUGAUGAUGAAGAUGCCGACAGUGGCGAUGAUGAUGAUGAUAGCUCUCCCCGAAGCAACUCUUCUCCCGCCACCAGAAAGAAGGGCAACCCUGCCAACGGUGUCCAGAAGUCUCGAGGCGUCACUCACUCCCGAGGUGGUGUCCCCUUGGGAACCAAGACUCGCAGCCGCAAGAACCGUCGCGACUACCCGUCAUCGUGGGGUUUUGAUAAGGGCCAGAUGACCAUGAAGAAGCGUGUCAUGGCUGUCUUUGAUGGUCCUCGUCGUCUUGCCAAGGACGACAUGAUGCUCUCCACCGACCAUGAGGUCCGCAUCAAGCUGUCUGAUGGCAAGUCUUAUGUCACAGACCUCGACGUUCAAACUCUCAAGCGAGCUGCUGGCUUCCACGGUGCCACCGAGGAAGAGAAGGGCCCUUGGAUCUCCGACGACCCUACUGCCGAACAGCUCAAGGAGAUGCAGCAAAUGCUCACCGCCAACACCACCACCACUACUCUAUAA
Molecule: messenger RNA, 2349 nt
Organism: Fusarium redolens
Lineage: Eukaryota; Fungi; Ascomycota; Sordariomycetes; Hypocreales; Nectriaceae
Exons: 5
Coding region: 1-2349 (782 amino acids)
Biological process (GO): regulation of transcription by RNA polymerase II
Cellular component (GO): nucleus
Source: RefSeq, a predicted model, not a curated record